Messenger RNA from Periophthalmus magnuspinnatus, 1625 nucleotides. Its product is annotated as G2/mitotic-specific cyclin-B2-like. NCBI's taxonomy places the organism in Eukaryota, Metazoa, Chordata, Actinopteri, Gobiiformes, Gobiidae. Gene Ontology annotation, biological process: mitotic cell cycle phase transition; regulation of cyclin-dependent protein serine/threonine kinase activity. Gene Ontology annotation, molecular function: cyclin-dependent protein serine/threonine kinase regulator activity. The transcript has 7 exons. Bases 101 to 1273 code for a protein of 390 amino acids. Gene Ontology annotation, cellular component: nucleus; cyclin-dependent protein kinase holoenzyme complex; cytoplasm. The record is from RefSeq and is a predicted model, not a curated record.
AUUCUUGUUUAUCUGCACAAGUCUUCGUUUUUACUCACAAUCUGCUCGUUCGCUGCUGUUUUCGGUGUUGAUUCACAUUUACUUCGCUGUUGGCAUUAAAAUGGCGUCUCUGGGGGUCAGGGCCCAGCAGCCCGGAGCCGGAGAGAACCCCGUGCGAAUGGGCAAAGCGGCUGUAGCGGGUCCGAGGAGAGCAGCUUUGGGAGAACUCACAAACUUCAACGUUGCAGCCGUCAACACAAAGAGAGGAGCAUCUAAAUCCAAGCCCCCUGCUGCUCUGAAGACAAAGCAGCCUGAGGCCCAGCCCCCGCAGUUGGAGGUCCAGGCAGUCCCUGAGGUCCCCGAGCAUCCGCAGCAGCUGGAUGUGUCCAUGAAGGAGGAGAGUGAGCUGUGCCAGGCCUUCUCUGAGGUGCUGCUCACAGUGGAGGAUGUGGACCAACAGGACUCAGACCUGCCUCAGCACUGCUCCCAUUACGUCAAAGACAUCUACAAGUAUCUGCACGAGCUGGAGCAGCAGCAGGCCGUGCGUCCGCACUACAUGCAGGGCUAUGAGAUCACAGGCCGCAUGAGGGCUCUGCUUGUCGACUGGCUGGUCCAGGUGCACUCCAGGUUCCAGCUGCUGCCGGAGACUCUGUACCUGACUGUGGCUGUGCUCGACCGCUUUCUGCAGGUGCAGCCAGUGUCACGCAGGAAGCUGCAGUUGGCUGGGGUGACAGCCAUGCUGGUGGCCUGCAAGUUUGAGGAGAUGUAUGCUCCGGAGGUGGGUGACUUCGCCUACAUCACGGACAACGCUUUCACCAAAGCCCAAAUCCUGGAGAUGGAGCAGGUGCUCCUGAGGACCAUCAAGUUCCAGUUGGGACGACCUCUGCCUCUUCACUUCCUGCGCAGGGCAUCCAAAGUGGCCAAUUCUGAUGUGGAGAGACACACUCUGGCCAAAUACCUGAUGGAGCUGACUCUGCUGGACUACGACAUGGUUCACCUUCGUCCAUCUGAGAUCGCAGCUGCAGCUCUGUGCCUGUCGCAGCUGCUGCUCGAGGGGCUACCCUGGUCUCCCACUCAGCAGCACUACUCCACUUAUGACGAGGCCCACCUGAGGCCCAUCAUGCAGCGCAUCGCCAAAAAUGUGGUCCAGAUCAACGACGGCAAGACAAAGUUCACGGCGGUGAAGACCAAGUACUCAAGCAGUAAACUGAUGAAGAUCGCCCUGAUCCCUCAGCUCAUCUCUCCCAUCAUCAGGAGCAUGGCGGCUGCAGUGGACCAGACUCACAGAGACUAGAACCAGGGACAAUUAUGCACUUUAUUUUUCACUCCAUCCUGGGGAGACAUGAUUUUAAAUAAACUGUUUUUAUGUAUAUAUAUUUUUUUGCUUAAACUUAAUUUAUUUUUUUAUUUUAUUUUUUUGACACAUUUUAAUUGUUCUAAUCAACUAAUUACUAAAUCAUAUACAGCUAUGGUUCCCAAUUUUUUUGACUGUAGUAUUUUUCGCACUCAAAGUACCCUUUGUUACAAGGCAACAAUUUUUUUUUAUUUUUUAUUCUUGGAAUAAUGGUAAAAUAUGUCAAUAUUGAUGUCCAAACAUAGGAUAACUUUCUUUUUUUUUUCUUUUUUUUUUUUUUUAAAUAAACUUA